This is a messenger RNA of Podarcis raffonei (Aeolian wall lizard), 2402 nucleotides long. RefSeq names its product cannabinoid receptor 2 (gene CNR2). Gene Ontology annotation, biological process: cannabinoid signaling pathway. The transcript has 3 exons. Bases 804 to 1844 code for a protein of 346 amino acids. Gene Ontology annotation, cellular component: membrane. The record is from RefSeq and is a predicted model, not a curated record. Gene Ontology annotation, molecular function: cannabinoid receptor activity. Lineage: Eukaryota; Metazoa; Chordata; Lepidosauria; Squamata; Lacertidae.
AUGGGUAGUUUAAUCAGUCCCUAUACAAUGGUUAGAUAAUGCUGAUCAGGGGCUUAUGAAGUCUUCCAAACGCUGCAAUCUCCCUGCCUGCCUUCCUACCUACACAGAAACACCACAAGAGUUUAACCACACCAGUGAGCUCUUAGGAAAGGUGAUGCAUAGCAAAGCCACAGGAGACUGAGCACAUUCUUUGGCUGACAGACUCCUGCAGAAGUCAAGAGAUGGAGAAGUAAUAAAUACUUCCCUGCUCUGGCUUGCAACUUAAAACACUUCUUGUAGCUCGGAGGAAAAUCUAACUCUGGAAGGUGAUCUACAACUGAGGUUGACUGGAGUGCUGAUUAAACAGAAAGGAGGGUGUCUUCCCCCAUGCUUGUUCCAAGAAGGGAUGCACAACAGAGCAUUUCUACUUAGGAGAGGAGGGUGAACCUUGGCCAGUUACCACCCAGUCAGGAAUGGAUGCCCUGGCAGAGCCAAUGAGUACAAGAGGCAUAGGGUGUGCAGUGCCCAGUUGCUGAAGGAGGGCAACAUAAGGAACCCAGGCGGUGGAAUGGAGAGAACCUCAUAAAGCAUCCAGACUGGGGCAUCCCAUCUAUAAAGCCACCUGGAGCUUUGAUCUGAUAUCCAAAGGGUCCAGCUUUCUUGGGAGAAAAGACUCUCGCGGAGAUCAACAUUCGGGCUGAUAUUGUGCAACUCUUUCGGAUCAGGUGAGGAAAUCGCAAGAAGUCAGCCAGUUGCACCAUAAAUACUGCAAAAGAAGACAACACCUUUCUGAAGAAAGCUUGCUCACUCUUGAGUUCACCAGCAUGGAGAAGUGCAAGAACACCACGGCCGGCACCUCUCAAUGCGGCUCCAGUGCAACGCCCAUGGAAUGCUAUAUGGUACUUGACAAUUCAGCUCAGACUGUCAUUGCCGUGCUCUGUUACAGCGUUGGGAGCCUUUGUAUCUUGGAGAACUGUUUGGUGCUAUACCUCAUAUUUUCUUCCCCCAAGAUCCGGAACAAGCCUUCCUACCUCUUCCUUAGCAGCCUGGCCUUGGCAGACACGUUAGCCAGCAUGAUAUUUGUCUGUAGCUUUGUCAACUUCCAUGUUUUCAAUAAGAUUGAUUCAUCAAAGGACAUCUUCUUGCUAAAACUUGGAGGGGUCAACACGUCUUUCACAGCCUCCCUCGGCAGCCUGCUGCUGAUGGCCUUUGACCGCUACAUCUGUAUCCUCAGGCCGACAGAGUACAAAGUCCUUGUCACGAGCAGAAGAGCUGUGGUGGCCCUGGUGAUGCUGUGGGUCAUCAUCAUGCUAAUUGCUUUCCUGCCGUUGCUGGGAUGGAACUGCUGCCACCUCAGCUCCCCCUGCUCCGAGCUGUUUCCUUUUGUCGACAACAAAUAUCUCUCAAGUUGGAUUGUCUUGGUGGCCAUCCUUCUGAUAUUUAUUGUCUAUGCCUACAUGAAUGUUCUUUGGAAGGCCCGCAAGCAUGUGGUGUACAUGGAAAAGUACCACAUUCAAACAGGCCAGCAGAACACAAAGGUGAGACUAGAUGUCACACUUGCCAAGACCUUAGUGAUUGUCCUGGUGGUUCUUGUGAUGUGCUGGUCACCAGCCUUGGCUCUCAUGACUUACAGCAUCUUUGCCGAACUAGACGACUCUGUGAAGCAAGCGUUUGCCUUCUGCAGCACUCUCUGUCUGGUGAACUCUAUGGUGAACCCCGCUAUCUAUGCCCUAAGGAGUAGGGAGUUGUGCUCCUCCCUGAAGAGAGUCUGCUCCUGUUUUGGAAGACUGCUGGGUGUAUCUGAGAGCAACCCAGAAGUGGAGAGCACUCAGAAGUCCUGCCCAAUCGAAACCAUUUGCGAUUAAUUUGUCGCUGGAACAGGGGCAGAACUGAUGAAGGUCUGCACUCCAAAUGGCGUCAAAACUUAUACAUAGAGACUGAUGUUUUAUACUUUGUUUGAAGGGACUCUAGAGCUUAUUUUCUACAUGAGUUCGACUUGCCCUUUGAGUAUGGUAGCAGUUUUUCGGUUGCAAUGAUUUCCCAGUUUAUAGAUCAACAGGAACAACUCCAUACAAACCAUCAAAUCACCAGCAAUGGAUGUCAAGGACAGUAUGAAACUAGGGCCAUUAAAGUGGUCCACCUCUGGAACAGGCUAUCAGGUCUGACCAUUUGCAACAACAGGGUGGCAUUUGGAGAGUUUAUUUGUUAUUUAAUAAAAAGUAAAGUGGGAGCACUUCUCUACACUGUGCAAACACAAACUCCAAUUAUUGUGGGCCAGGAUUGGACACAAUCAGGGCUACUCAGAUGUCAUAUUUAUGUGGCAGAGCAGAAAAAAAGGCAGAAUGUAACACUUUGGGAGCUGACCUUAGCUGAAGAGAGUUUGGGAGGCUAAUACACAAAUAAAGAAAUACUGUGUGCAAAAA